Dendrobium catenatum is the source of this 2477-nucleotide messenger RNA. RefSeq names its product threonine--tRNA ligase, mitochondrial 1. Gene Ontology annotation, biological process: threonyl-tRNA aminoacylation. Lineage: Eukaryota; Viridiplantae; Streptophyta; Magnoliopsida; Asparagales; Orchidaceae. The transcript has 21 exons. The coding region runs from base 257 to 2299 and encodes 680 amino acids. Gene Ontology annotation, molecular function: ATP binding; threonine-tRNA ligase activity. Gene Ontology annotation, cellular component: cytoplasm; chloroplast; mitochondrion. The record is from RefSeq and is a predicted model, not a curated record.
CCGACGACUCAUUCCGGUUUACACAGGGCUCGCUCCUCUUCUACAUUCGGCACCUAUCGGAGUUGACGAAAUAAACCCUUGGCUUUUCUUGUCUCUCUACCAAACUGCAGCCACGCCGCCGCCGCCGCCUCCCCCGCUGAAGCUUUUAUGCUCCAUAGCUAUCUCCAGGGGUUGUCGUUCGGUUCUUCGCAUCAGUACUGCAUCACCGUUUUCUCUCUUCCACACCGUAUCAUCGCCAUUGCCGGCCGCCAGCGCCAUGACGGAGAAGGGAACAAAUAAUUUUUGUAAGGAUGAGGCGUACCUCCACUCCGUCAUCCAGAAGCGAAUCAGCCAAUUUGAGUCCAUUCAAAAGCAACAAAUUGCCUACCGCCAGAGUAUUGGGGGAGAGCCCAUUAAGAUUACUUUGCCAGAUGGCACGAUUAAAGAGGGAAAGAAGUGGCAAACAUCACCGUUGGAUAUCGCUAAGGGACUUCCUGGUGGUUGGGCUUCUAGUGCUUUGAUUGCCCAAGUGAAUGACACUCUCUGGGAUAUGUCAAGACCACUAGAGGAAAAUUGUGAGCUUAAGCUGUUCAAAUUUGACAGCAAUGAGGGACGUGACACAUUUUGGCACUCAAGUGCUCAUAUCCUAGGACAGUCUGUUGAGAUGGUGUAUGGUUGCAAGCUGUGUAUUGGGCCAUGUACUACCAGAGGAGAGGGUUUCUACUAUGAUGCAUACUAUGGGGACGCCACAUUGAAUGAAGAACACUUUGGUCAAAUACAGUCUCAUGCAGCUAAAGCUGUUGCGGAAAAGCAACCAUUUGAGCGGAUUGAAGUCUCCAAGGAACAAGCUCUUGAGAUGUUUGUUGAAAAUCAAUUCAAGAUAGAAAUCAUUAAUCAAUUACCUGAUGACAAGACGAUAACUGUCUAUAGAUGUGGUCCUUUAGUUGAUCUUUGUCGUGGCCCACAUAUCCCGAACACAUCUUUUGUCAAAGCAUUUGCUUGUCUAAAGGCUUCAUCCUCCUAUUGGAGGGGCAAGUCUGAUCGGGAGAGCCUUCAAAGAGUUUAUGGAAUUUCCUUUCCUGAAUCAAAACGUCUCAAGGAAUAUAUUGCACUGUUAGAAGAAGCCAAGAAAUAUGACCAUCGUAUUCUGGGACAGAACCAAGAGCUUUUCUUUUUCCAUCCGCUAAGCCCUGGAAGCUGUUUUUUCCUGCCAUAUGGGACUAGAAUUUAUAACAAGUUAAUGGAGUUCAUCCGAUCUCAGUACUGGAAGAGGGGAUAUGAAGAGGUUGUAACACCAAAUAUGUACAACAUGCAUUUGUGGGAAACCUCAGGUCAUGCAGCUAAUUACAAAGAAAAUAUGUUUGUAUUUGAGGUAGAGAAACAAGAAUUUGGACUUAAGCCAAUGAAUUGUCCUGGACAUUGUCUAAUGUUUGAGCAUCGAGUCCGUUCUUAUAGAGAGUUGCCUCUUCGUUUUGCAGAUUUUGGAGUUCUUCAUAGAAAUGAACUAAGUGGUGCUCUUACUGGAUUAACACGUGUUAGAAGAUUUCAACAGGACGAUGCUCACAUAUUCUGUAGAGAGAGUCAGAUCAAGGAUGAGGUCAAAGGCGUGCUCGAGUUCAUUAGUUAUGUCUAUGAAGUAUUUGGAUUCACUUUUGAGCUGGAGUUAUCAACGCGUCCAGAGAAAUAUUUGGGUGAGAUAAAAACGUGGGACAAAGCUGAAGCCGCUCUAAAAGAUGCUCUUGAAGAACUUGGGAGGCCGUGGCAAAUUAACGAAGGGGAUGGUGCAUUUUAUGGACCAAAGAUUGACAUUGGUGUUUUUGAUGCAUUGAAGAGAAAAUUCCAAUGCGGAACUUUACAGUUGGAUUUUCAACUUCCUGAGCGCUUCAAAUUGUCAUACUCGGCUGAAGAUGAAGGCAAGACUGAACGUCCUGUAAUGAUACACCGUGCUAUUCUUGGUUCUGUUGAGCGCAUGUUUGCCAUUUUAUUGGAACAUUACAAAGGGAAAUGGCCCUUCUGGAUCAGUCCUCGUCAAUCCAUUGUCUGUCCAGUAUCUGAGAAAUCUCAGCCUUAUGCAUUACAGGUACGUGAUCAGAUACAUGGAGCUGGUUUUUAUGUUGAUGUUGACACAACAGACAGAAAGAUUCAAAAGAAGGUACGAGAAGCUCAAUUGGCACAAUACAAUUUCAUCUUGGUUGUAGGCGAAGAAGAAGCAAAGACUGGACAGGUGAGCGUUCGCGUAAGAGACAAAUCAGAACAUUCUGUAAGGAGCAUGGAGGAUCUUCUUAAACAUUUUAGAGAGGAAGCAGCAGCUUACCACUAAUUGGAAAUUUUGUUUUGUAUACCCUGUUGUUGUUCCUAAUAUUUAUGGCGAUUUUGCACCCAUUUUAACAUUCUUUAAAGCAAAUGUUGUUGAAAGUCUCUAUAUUUAAACUGCAAUUAAAUAUAACGAUGUUGAUGAGAUUAAUGAUAUUAUCUUAUUUAAUACUCGUAUUAUUUUC